AAUUUUUUCAUCUACCAAUUACGGUUCUCUCCCCUUCGCUUACAACGACGAUGACGAUCCAACACUUGCCGUAUUCCAAACGUUUUUUAGAAUACACGAAAUUACUUUUAGAUCACAUCGAUCAACGCAAAGUCACCGAUUUAAUAUAACUUAUACAAUUAUUGAACGAUAUGCAGCGAAUUUAUAUAUUUAAUGCAGAAAAUUCCAGCGCCACACGCCGAGAAAUCAAGAAACGACGACUCCUUUUUUUCAUCAAUAUGGCGGUGCAGUACUGCCAACUUGACAACCGCUUAUUAACGCGUUGCCAACUAGCUUAACAAAUCGUCAAUGAACUGCCAACACUAUAGUGUAUAUAUAUAGAUAUAUCUAAGGACUAAUAUAUAUAUAUAUAAUUUUAACAUUGGAGCAUCUAACAUUCUAGAUAUUUUGUAUAUUGAUUGAAUACGCUAGGGAUUAAAAAAUCGUAUAUAUAAUAGUAGAGUUGGCAAAGCAUAAGCACGGUUUUAUGGAUUCUGCUUUAUAAGUACCUUCGUAAACAAAACUAUCUACUUGUCAGUGCAUUUUCUUCCUACCAACACCAAUUUACAAUCAAUAUUUGAUAUUUGAGGAUCAUAUAGUAGCCGAAAUGCAAAAGUACUUCUGGCCGGUUUUAUUGCCCAUACUAUUUCUAGCAUAUUCACUGCCUUUAUUCCUACGUGUCUAUGCCACUGCACCCACGGUAAUAGACGAGGAAUUCCAUUUGCGACAGGGUCUGCACUUCUGCAACAAACGCUUCGAUGUGUGGGAUCCUAAAAUUACCACCUUCCCAGGCCUCUAUCUGGCGUCGCUAAUACUCAUACCACUCGGUGCUUGCUCAGCAUUAGGUUUACGUUGCAUAUCCCUAGUAGCAGCUGCGGUAAAUGUGGUAUUACUAUAUAAAAUAAGACGCCGGUUGCUGGGUGGUGCACAUGGACAGCUUGCGGCAUUAGAUGCUUUCACUCUAGGUGCACUACCACCGCUCUAUUUCUUUAGUCAUCUCUACUAUACUGAUACGUUAUCGCUGACGACCAUACUGCUAUUCUACUACUACUGGCACAAAGAGUCACAUCUGCAAGCUGCUGUUUUUGCUGCUGCUAGUGUCUUAAUGCGGCAAACUAAUGUAGUUUGGGUCGGUAUGUGCUUCGGCAUAACAGCACUAGAUGUGCUUACCGGCAAUUAUGCGCGUGCCAAAGGCAUUAAAAGACAACAAGUGGAGUUACUUAAUCCCAAGACGCUCUUGAGCAUACUCACUUCGUAUCGGCUACUGGGCCGCAGCAUCUGGCAAAUACUACAUAAAGGCUGCUACUACCUAAUCAUAAUAUUGCCUUUUCUGUUUUUCGUGUUUCUCAAUGGUUCCAUUGUUAUUGGCGAUAAGCGUGCGCAUGAAGCGACCAUACAUGUACCGCAGCUAUUUUACUUCAGCAUUUUUGCUUUGCUUUUCGGCGUCUCCAAUACGCUGCACGAGUUGCGUCCGACAUUACAUUGGCUAUCGCGCGACAAACUAAUUGUGAUCUUCCUGCUCGGCACUGGCAUACUAGCCGUUAAAUGGAAUACGCUCAUACAUCCAUAUUUGCUGGCUGACAACCGUCAUUACAUAUUUUAUAUAUGGAAUCGUUUCUAUGGCCCUUAUGAAUGGUUCAAGUACGCUAUGGUGCCCAUUUAUGUAUUUGCGCUGGCGCUGUUACACUCAGGCCUGCGACAUAUGCGCACAAGCUUCAAAUUGAUGUUUUGGCUAGCUGUUUUUCUAGUGCUAUGCUUUCAACGCUUGCUAGAGCUGCGUUACUUUCUCAUUCCUUUCGUGCUGUAUCGCCUACACACACAGCCGCUUAUUAAAAGCCGUUGGGCAGAGUGGCUGGAGCUGGGCUGCUAUGUGGUGCUUAAUGCGCUCACAUUCUAUAUAUUUUUCACCAAAGAAAUCAGAUGGGAAAAUUUUAAGGAGCCGCAACGCAUUAUUUGGUAAACAAGAAACGUCAGAACUAUUAGUCUGAUUUGAAGUAUGGUAAAUAAACUAUUGAUAAUUGUUGAAAUAUGUUGUGGAGCAUUACAUGCAUUUUUUCCAUUAUUUUUUUAUAUAUUACUAUAUUUUGUUGCAUAUCGUAGUACGAUUUUUGUGUAUGAACGCAUUUUUUUAAUAUAAUGUGUAUUUUUAUUGAAUAAAAUAUUUCAAGUGCUGUUUGUGGUCGCUACAACAGAUAGCUGACUAUUAAAGCAACACCCCGCGCGGCUUUUAAGUAA
Bactrocera oleae (olive fruit fly) is the source of this 2253-nucleotide messenger RNA. The record is from RefSeq and is a predicted model, not a curated record. NCBI's taxonomy places the organism in Eukaryota, Metazoa, Arthropoda, Insecta, Diptera, Tephritidae.